CGGUGAGCAUAUAAAAGCAGUACACUUUCUAGCGUGCCUGACUCCCACCAGGUGCAGAGUCUUUCUCUACUGAGAAAAACCGGCUCGACUAUUGGCGUCAGUCACUUCAGCCACUCGACCAAUAUCAUCAUCAGUGGAUGUCAUCUAUUACUGUGAAUUGUAAUUUUUAGUUAUUUAUUAGUUCUUCUUAAUAUCAGUGAUCUAAAAAUGGGUGAAAAGACAAUAAAAAAGUUUUAAUUAACAAAUAAGUUUAUUUGGACUGAUUUGUUUCUAAGUUGGCAUUAAUUUCCGUUAUCUAACAUAUCAUCACAUUCAAUCUGAGCAGUGUAUAUAAAAUAAAAGUUUUAUUCCUUUACGUUACGUGAGCGAACAAUCAAAUGUUGGAUAUUCUAAAAUGGAUGGUGUGUUUUUGUUUAUAACUGAUUCAAGAAAGACUAAAUUUUUAAUAAUUUGAAGAUAUCUGGGCAGAUGAAGAAAUUAUCUAUAACAAGGUUUCAUCACCGCAGUCGAUGUCGGGUUAUUGAAUAAUUUCAUUGGACACAACACAUACUUCUAGAAACGAAACAAGUCAACGUGAUUGUAAUAUUCAAUACAAUUAAUUGAGAUUUCGGAUCUCACGACAGAAUGUCACCAGUGUAUGGCGAUGAACACGGAUUAAAUCAGAAUCAACAAAAUUACAGCAAUAGAUGCCCGAUUGAACGAGAAGUUCUCGUUUCAUCAGCUGACAGAAACUCGAAAAUUCCAAUUCUCAACGAAUACAUACAGCGGAACAGUGCGAAGGUUGCGAUCGCACCCGAUGCUCCAGUAAAGCAGCAGGCUUGGGUGCAAAAUGUAGAACAGCCACAAGAUCAGAGUUCAGAAAAAGAUUCAAAAAGUUUUACCAAGCAAGAGGUUAACUCUUUUCACGUCUCAGACUCAGUCUCUCAAAAUCUGAAAUCGGAAGACGAACGUACAAAAUCACUUUCACGAACUUAUCACACAAUUAAAGAUAUGAUUUCCAGUCGUUUUGGUCCAUCCAAAAAAGACAUUCACCUUAAUCCCAAAGAAUUAAAUAAUGUACCUGAAGAUCGACGGAAAUCAGGUCAAACUAUUGAACGUGAAGAGCAAAAUGGAAACCAAAAAAAUACCGGAUACGGUCAUAGUCUUAUUCAAGAUACGUCAUCCUGCAAUAUGGAACAGUAUCUUACACAACAGCAAUAUGGUGGGCAACAAAACCAAUCAUAUCAUCAAAGUCCUCAGCAAAAUCUACUUUUACCAGGUCAACUUCAAACAAUACCACAAACUCAGCAAUCUUUCUCCGGUCAAAGUGCCCAACUUCACGUCAGUCACAUCUCUCCACCAGGCGGAGUUCAGACUGUACAUCAGACUCAGAUAGCGACAUGUCGACAAAAACUUCAGCUUCGUAAUGAUUAUAGGAUACCAGGACCAAAUUCAAUUCCACACGUUACACAUCAUGAUUUAUCACAGCUUCAGCAGCAACCAGUUGGUACACAUGGAGUACCAUUGCAGAAUAUUGCAGGAACAAAUGUACUUCUUCAAAGUCCUCAGUUGUUAAUUCAUCAUAAUCAGUUACACCAAAGUUCAAGAUUUUCACAGCAGCACGUCCAAAGUAUCAAUCAAAGACAUAUCCUUCAACAAAUGAACCACCACCAUCACCACCACCAACAACAACAACAACAACAACAACAACAACAACAACAACAACAACAACAACAACAACAACAACAACAACAACAACAACAACAACAACAACAACAACAACAACAACAACAACAACAACAACAACAACAACAACAACAACAACAACAACAACAACAACAACAACAACAACAACAUCAACGACAAGCAAUUAUUUCAGCAUCUUUAUCUCAUCAACAUGCAAGACAAAUAAUUUCAAAGUCGCAAAUGGAUUUACCUAGUACGUUGAAUCAAAGUUCCGAGCAUAAAAUUGAAGACAUUUACUAUCAUUAUAAUCAGGGCAGACCAAAGUAUUCAGGUAGACCUCAGAUUUAUAUUAAACAAGAUAACAAUCAAGAUUCUGAGAAUCAAAAAAGAAAUUCAGUCGGUCGCACGGAAAGAGCAUCUUCACAACUUCAACUGUGCUAUAAUAGUAUUCAAAAUGCUGAGCAUGAAAUUAUUGAUAAUAAUGAAACAAAAAAAUACCUUAAAAAUAAUUCGGUACUUAUAAAACAUGAGAAUACCAUUGAUGAUCAGGAACAAGAGAUUGCCUCUGAUGUACAUGUAACUGAAAAAAUAGAUAAAAGUUCAGAAAGAAAAAAAGAGGAUGUUAAAAAUUUGAAUAUCCAACAACAAUUAAAUACUGAGAAUGGGAAACAAGACGAAAAAUUCAGUAUGCAAAAGAAAAACGAAGAAUCAAUGAAAAAUGAUAUAAAAAAAAAUAUAGUUGAGGGGAACCAUACAAAAUUAGGACAGGCUAUAAGACAAGUAAAUAAAGCUGCCGAUAGAAUCGGAGAGACGACUAAAAAAAACGAAACAAAUUACCAAGAAAGAUUAGAUAGUGCAAAGAAUGAUAUUGAGCAAGGAAUAUCGAAGCUCAAAUUUCAAAACAAAGGAUCAGGCUCUGAUUACGAUAAAGCUGGACAAAGUUCCAGUAAUGUUGAUUCUGGAAGGGGCUCUGCAAUAUAUUCUAGUGGCAGAAAACCUCUCCUUGAUGGUCUGAAUAACCAAGGUCAUGAUUCAGAGUGGGUUGACAUCGUAGAAUCUGAACUGCGUAGUAUUCUUGAACCCAGAGAUGUUCUAGCAAUGGCGCACUCGACAUUAUCAGAAAGUGUUUCUUCUGUGACACCUCCUCUACCGCCACUUUCAUCUGAUAGUCCAUUAACACAAAGAAAUCGAUACUCCAUCAGUUCACCUUAUGGAGUUAAACCUAAUUAUGCUGACUACAGCAAACAUAUUGAGAAGCAAAAUUUCGAAGGAAGUACUAAGCAACGCGCAACAUCAACUUUGAAAAAGGAUUCUUCGAAAAAAUUUUCUCAUCUUUUCGGAUUCGAAGUUGCUGAUCUAACAUCAACGACAACUGGACUGGAUCUGGAUUCAGUGCUUGAUCGCAGUGAUUCUGAUUUAAGUACAAAUGAUACAAGAACGAUAAGAAAACAACUAGAAGGACUAGAGAAUAUGUACGGUGAGGUAUUAAAGCUUCUUAGUGGAAGUGUUAAAAAACGAAGAAAAGCCAGAGGACUUGCAAGUUAUGGUUCUGUUUCAUCCCUGCCAACAUCAUCAGUUUCUUCAAGACCAGUUCCACGCCACAAUGACAAAAAACGAUACCACGCUGUCGAUGACCGAACGAAAAAAGCUAAGGACUUAAAAAGCAUCAAUAAACGUUUCCAACGGCUUGAAUCUCAUGUUGUAACCUUGGCAAGAUCAGUUGCACAUUUAUCUUCAGAAAUGCGUACUCAACAUUUGAUGAUCCAAGAGAUGGAAAAUAUUAGAAGCGAAAUGACAGCUCUGCGAACACAAACAAAUAUGGCAAUGGUGAGAUCUCAAUCACAACCAAUACUCAAAGAUUCGGAUCUUCCAGCGUUAUCAAAUCCUUCUCGUGUGAAGAAACUCACCAAAUUUUUUGGCACAGAACCUCCACUCAUCAGGCUAUUUCUUCGAGAACUUGGCUAUGAGAAAUAUGCAACAGCCUUUGAAAAUGAAAAAGUCGGCAUGGUUGAAUUGCCUUAUCUAAGUGAGGAAAGACUCCAAAAAAUAGGUGUUCCUUUGGGACCAAGAUUAAGGAUUCUUCAAGAAGCAAGGAUAUCAGUUUGCAAAGAUCCUGUAUAUGUUAUUUGAAUCAAAGAAAGAGAACUCUCAAAGUUUUUAAUAAUUUUUAUUUCUUAACUGUUUAAGUUAUAUUUUUAAUUUUUAUAAUAUGAUGAUCAAAUUACAUUUUUAAAAAUAUUGUUACUAUCAUUUAUUUUAUGCUAAAUUAACUUGAAUAAAAUAAUUACUUCUAUACGUUAUUUCAACAUUUCAUAAUAGUAAACUACAUUUUUUUCUUUGUAAAUUUUACCUUCAAAUAAAUGUUUCAGGUUCGCUAA
This is a messenger RNA of Aphidius gifuensis, 4043 nucleotides long. Its product is annotated as putative mediator of RNA polymerase II transcription subunit 26. The record is from RefSeq and is a predicted model, not a curated record. Gene Ontology annotation, molecular function: protein binding. Gene Ontology annotation, cellular component: centrosome; spindle pole. Lineage: Eukaryota; Metazoa; Arthropoda; Insecta; Hymenoptera; Braconidae. The transcript is spliced from 11 exons. Bases 625 to 3795 code for a protein of 1056 amino acids.